AUGGCGAAGAAGAAGAUCGGGUACAUGAACAACUAUGUCUACGAUGCCUUCUUGUGGGUCUUUUCUAUCCUGGUUGAUCUGUUCUUCCGGGAGGUGCAUCCAAGGAGCUCGUGGAAGGUGCCCAAGCAUGGUCCGGUGCUGUUUGUGUGCGCUCCGCACGCAAAUCAGUUUGUCGACCCUCUGAUCCUGAUGCGAGUCGUGAAGAAGGAGUCCGAUCGUCGAAUCCAUUUCCUAAUCGCCGAAAAGUCCAUGAAGAGGAGGUUCAUUGGCGCAAUGGCUGGGCUUGCCGGCUCGGUUCCUGUUGGUAGAGCGAUGGAUUCAACGAAAUCCGCCGUUGGGAAGAUAUACCUUCCAGAUCCCGUCAAUGACCCUUGCCUAAUCAGAGGUAUUGGGACCGAUUUUGAAAGUAAAGAUUUUCAAGCAGGUGGUACCCUUAGUCUCCCACCUGUGAACAAUCUCGCCUCGAACGCAGAGAUCCAGGAAAUCUUAGGCCCGGAGGAACUAAGACUAAAGCGCCCAUUCAAAGGUGGUAUUCCCAUGCAGCAGCUUACCGGCCGAGACGAUAUGACCGAGGAAGGCCAAUUUGUCGAUGGAGCUGAGGCAAGGAAAGGACCUGCUCCCGGAUUUGAAGGCAUCAAUUUCAAAGUCGCUCCGAAGAUGAACCAAAGAGAGGUCUAUGAUGCUGUUCACGAAGUCCUCCACCAAGGGGGUAGCGUUGGCAUCUUUCCUGAAGGAGGUAGUCAUGACCGCACCGAACUUUUACCCCUGAAAGCUGGAGUUGCAAUCAUGGCGCUGGGGACGAUGGAGUCCAAGCCCGAUUGCAACUUGCAAAUCAUCCCUGUUGGCAUGAACUACUUCCAUGCCCACAAAUUCCGCUCAAGGGCUGUUAUCGAGUUCGGUACUCCCGUUGAUGUCCCAAUGGAGCUCGUGGAGAAGUACAGCCAUGGAGGAAGGCGCGAGGCUAUCGGAACAAUGUUGGAGAUGGUUCGACAGGCUCUUGUUUCAGUCACAGUACAAACACCAGAUUACGAUACCCUCAUGUUGAUUCAGGCUGUACGUCGGUUGUACAAUCCAAAGGGUAAGAAGCUCCCUCUACCUAUGGUAGUUGAGCUUAAUCGCCGCCUGGUCCAGGGUUAUGCGAAAUAUAAAGACGAUCCGCGCAUUGUCGACCUGAAGAAAUCUGUCCAGGCCUACAACAAGCGCCUUCUCGCACUUAACCUCCGAGAUCACCAGGUCCAGUAUGCGAAGAUGAAUAUCUUUAUGAUCAUGUGGCUCCUGGUCUACAGGACGCUUAAGUUAAUGGUGCUCUCCAUCUUUGUUAUCCCCGGAUUCACUCUAUUCGCCUUCGUUUUCUUCUGUGGCAAGGUCAUUUCCAUCAAGAAAUCGAAGGAGGCCCUUGCAGCAUCCAGUGUCAAAAUUCAAGCAAGAGAUGUCAUGGCUACAUGGAAGCUCCUGGUUGCUAUCGCCAUUGCGCCCAUAACCUACACCUUCUGGAUUGUUAUCUUCACCUACUGGUGCCACCGAAAUCGAGUUCAGGGUUAUAUCCCCGAGUGGGUCCCUCUCAAGCUUUUCGUUCUGGCUCAAGUCAUCGUCUUUCCAACAAUUACCUAUGCCGCCCUUCGAUUUGGCGAAGUUGGCAUGGACAUUGCGAAGUCUCUGUGGCCACUAGUAAAGAUGCUUUCACCCUGGUCGAACAAUGAGCUCAUUGCACUUCAGAAGAGGCGCGAGAUUCUGACAGAACGCGUCAAUACCAUUAUCAAUACCCUUGGGCCAGAGAUGUUCCCAGACUUUGACUCAAAGCGGAUUAUCACCGACCCUUUCUCGCACUCUCCGCCGCAAAGCCCUGGAGGCCAACCCAGAAGCGAAACAUACUCAUUUCCUACAUCGCCAACAAGCGAAGACUCGCCAUCGAAACACUUACCCCGAAACGAGUCUUUCAGAGACCUCUCUAAUACGGAUUUCUUUUCCACGCGGCCUUCGACUCCCAAGAAAAGUCGCAGUAGGCACGGUUCGCUUGGUGGUUUCUCACUCAAAGCCUUCAGCACUCUGGAUGGAAAGGAUAGUUUAGACGCAGUCAGCAAGAAGAUUCGAGACACAAUGAGAGAGAGGGGUAGAAGGCGAAGCAGUACCGGAGACGGAUGGGAGAUGGGGAGCGGGACAACAACUCCGGGAAGUGAGGAGCUGGAGGAUGCUCUACAAAUGUCGAAGAAGGACAAGUGA
Molecule: messenger RNA, 2220 nt
Organism: Lindgomyces ingoldianus
Lineage: Eukaryota; Fungi; Ascomycota; Dothideomycetes; Pleosporales; Lindgomycetaceae
Product: CTR1 suppressor protein
Exons: 4
Coding region: 1-2220 (739 amino acids)
Biological process (GO): phospholipid biosynthetic process
Cellular component (GO): endoplasmic reticulum membrane
Molecular function (GO): glycerol-3-phosphate O-acyltransferase activity; glycerone-phosphate O-acyltransferase activity
Source: RefSeq, a predicted model, not a curated record